This is a messenger RNA of Vicia villosa (hairy vetch), 1718 nucleotides long. RefSeq names its product F-box/FBD/LRR-repeat protein At3g14710-like. Bases 202 to 1572 code for a protein of 456 amino acids. The transcript is spliced from 4 exons. Gene Ontology annotation, molecular function: protein binding. Lineage: Eukaryota; Viridiplantae; Streptophyta; Magnoliopsida; Fabales; Fabaceae. The record is from RefSeq and is a predicted model, not a curated record.
UACCAGAACAGAGAACACUUCAUAUCUCAUUUAAAACCGAAUGCUAAAACUCUUUUAACUUUCUGUGUGUAAGAAGCCUUGUGAAGUUCUAUCUACCAUUUAUUCAAUAACUCCUCAUUCACGUUGCUGCUUACACUUGUUCAAAUCACAUUCUUAAGAUGAUUUUGUAGGUAGGUAGUGAUGGACUCAAAUUAAGUGAAUAUGGAGAUUCCAACUAAACACCUUCCGACAGGUGAAGCAGCAGUUGAAGAAAUUGAUAUGAUUAGCGCAUUACACGAAAAUAUUCUUGGCCACAUCCUAUCUUUCAUUCCAAUCGUAGACGCCGUUCACACUAGCGUCUUAUCAAGAAGAUGGAUUGAAGUUUGGAAAUUCAUAACAAGCCUAAAGUUUGAUGAUAGUUUGCUUCAUCAUGAGAAAAAGAUGCCAAAACAACAGUUUGUGGAUUUUGUUGAAAAAGUACUUUUUCAGCUUACAAAUUCAAACAUCCAAAGUUUCUCUCUUUGGUUAACUAGUUAUCAAUAUGAUGCAUCUCUGAUAACUGCAUGGAUUUCAUUCAUCUUAGGAAGAAGAGUUCAAAAGCUUCAUAUUCAGUAUGCUGAUAAAGUUUUUCUUUCUUCAAAUUUACUCUUUACCUGCGAUUCUUUAGUAGAGUUGGUGCUUCAAAUGAAAUGUAUUCUUAGUCUACCGAAAUCUGCUUCUCUCCAAAAUCUUCAAAAACUAAGCAUUUCCGGGAUUAAAUUAGUGAGUGAUUCAUCCGAUUGUUCAAAAGACAUAACUCUUAAUUUCCCGAUUCUCAAAGUGUUUGAAGCUAGAGGAUGUGAAUGGUUAACUACGCAGAACAUUAGUUUACAAGUACCUUUACUUGAGAGGUUUUCAAUUGCUAUAUGGAACCGUCAUUCAAAUGAGUCAAGUGAAUAUGCUAUCAAGGUUUAUAGUCAACGUCUAACGGAUUUCACUUAUGAGGGUGAUCUUGAACAAGAUAUCAUUCUAUGUGAUUCUUCGUUGAUUCAUAAUGCUUCUAUUGUGAUUGUAGUUGAUGAAGACAAAGAGAUCAGAGUGGAAAAACUUGGGUUUCAGGCAUGUAAUCUUCUCAGACAAAUCCAUGACGUGGAACGACUAAAAUUAUUGUUUUACAAGGUUUUAAGACAUGCUAGAGAUAUUUUCGCCAAUCUGCCUGUUUUUGGAAGGUUGACAUAUCUGGAACUAAAUGAAGUCAAUGGUGAAGCUUUGUUGCAAUUACUCAACAAUUCACCAGUUCUUGAUACUCUUGUUUUGCUUAAUGGAUUAGCUGACUCAGAUAAAGAUGUUUUCACUUCUGCAAUGGUUCCCCAAUGCUUUCUGUCAAGCUUCCAAGUAUUUCAGUUUAAUGGUUUUAAUGCAAACGAGCACGAUCUUUGUCUCAUAAAAUUCAUUCUAGAAAAUGCAACAAUGUUGGAGAAGAUGAAAAUAUCACCGGCUUUCUGGCUGCGAUAUGCAGAUAUUGAUUUGGAAAAAGUUAAGGAGAAGAUACUCUCAUUAGAAAAAUGUUCUAACUUUUGCAUGAUAGAGUUUUUUGAUAUCAGUGGUUCAUGAAGAUUUUUAGAAUCCACAAGAAUAUUCUUGCAAAGAAUGUUUAAUGUUUAGUGUGUCUAGUUUUCUUGUCAUGCAAAAUUGUAAGAGGGUUUCUAGCAGUGAUUAUUUAUCAUUGGGAUUAGAAUUGUAUUUAGAAUAUUCUCAAU